CAACUUGUAACUAGUUCAUAGCGAAUAACGCUAUGGGGGGAACUAAUAAAGCAGCGUAUAAAAAACAUCAUUGGUCGGGCGGAAAAGCAAAACGGCGUCGAGUUCAAGCUGCCCUACUACACCAUCAUGGCAUCAAGUCCACAAGAAACAGAAAUCGAGAUGCGACAUCUUCGACGAUGACAGACGCUCGUCGGCGCUCUCAGGACUCGAAGCCUUCGCACCUCAAAUAUGGCACGUUCCGCAGACUCUCGAAGCUCCGGCAAUCUCAAGAAGACCCGUUACUCAGUCCGAGAUGCGAGUCCAAGCCCAUCGUGGUGGCGCGCUCCAGCGUCAACAGGAAGCGGUCGCCGCCGCCUAGGGACCCGCUCAGAAGUAGUAUUAGUCCACCUGCCCACUCGGCGCCUCCCCAGCAGUCCCCGCUCCAGCGACCCGCAAGGCGGGUCCACCUCUCCCGAACAGAACCUGUACAUCUCGACAUUGAACCCAAGAGGUUCCCGUCUAUGCUGUGGUGCUAG
This is a messenger RNA of Cydia amplana, 515 nucleotides long. RefSeq lists its product as uncharacterized. The record is from RefSeq and is a predicted model, not a curated record. Lineage: Eukaryota; Metazoa; Arthropoda; Insecta; Lepidoptera; Tortricidae. The transcript has 4 exons. Bases 33 to 515 code for a protein of 160 amino acids.